AAAAAAAGGGAAAAGUUCAUGGAAACUGGUUUUCAGUGUUUCCUUCUGCUUCUUAACAGAAUUUUAACAAGAUGAAAGGCAUCAAUCUCAGUCACUCCCUCGAUCUUGCAAGACACCAGUUUUAGAGAGGUCCGAAAUCUUGAGAAGCUGAUUCUUGAAGGUUGCACAAAAUUGCGUGAGACUGACCAAUCAGUUGGAGUUCUCGAAAGCCUCGUUUUAUUAAACCUGAAAGACUGCAAAAAGCUUGCAAGUCUUCCUAAGAGUAUAUAUGGUUUAAAAGCCCUCAAAACUUUCAACUUAUCUGGAUGUUCAAAACUUGAGGAUAGGCUGGACUGCUGGAGGAAUUGGGUCAUGCAGAAAGUUUGGAGGAGCAUGAUAUAAGUGGAACUGCUAUUAGACAACCACCAUUUUCCUUCUCUCGCUUCAGAAAGCUUAAAAAGCUAUCUCUUCGUGGAUGCAAAGGACAGCCGCGUAAGAUUCGGAUGAUGUUUUUAUCCUCGUUUCGAGAAAAAAGGACAAUUCCUUGAGUUUGUCAUUGAAUUCAUUCUCAGGAUUGUGCUCUUUAAUAGCGUUGGAUUUAAGUAACUGCAAUCUACAGGAAGAAUCAAUUCCCAGUGAUUUCUGCUGCUUAACUUCAUUAAGUGUAUUAAACAUGAGUGGCAACAACUUUACUAGCCCACCUGCAAGUAUCCAUGAACUUUCCAAUCUUAAAUAUCUAUAUUUGGAUGAUUGCAAGAGGCUUCAAUCACUCGAGUCACUUCCUUCAAAUCUGAACUUUGUAAGUGCUCAGGCUUGUACCUCAUUGGAAACGUUACCAGAGACAUUGAACCAGUGCAGCUUGCAAACUCCGGAGUUAAAUCGUGCCGAUAGCUUUUCUUUAGUUGAGAAUCAAGGCCUUAGCCACGUUCAGUUUCUCAUGUCGUUGAAAUGCCUGGUUGAUUUCGGUAACUGUCUCACGUUUGCUUACUCUUGUCACUUACUCCCAAAGGGUUUUCUUAGAUUUCGAGAGCUGGUUAAUGGAGCACCUAGAUCUGACAUUGUUGUUUAUGGAAGUGAAAUUCCAAAGUGGUUCGACUAUCAGAGUUUGGGCUACUCAAUAACUAUACAGCUGCCACCAGUUUGGCGUGAUAGGAAUUGGGUGGGAUUUGCUUUUUAUGCUGUGUAUGUAAACCGUGACCAUUCAUUUUCUAACUUCUGCAAUAUUCAGUUUCAUUGUGCUAGUGUGAUCAGGAGCCAUAACGAGAAAAAAAUAGAGGGCUUUUGCUCACACACCUAUGUACUUGAAAAUGGUUAUGUAGAAAACCAGGUUGAUCACACAUGGCUCUUCUAUUUGCCUCGUUGUGCAUUAUUUGAUAUGGAUUGGCAGGAUACAACCAAGAACAUGCAUUACAUUGAAGUUAAGCUCAUAGACUUGAGUGGACAGUUCCAUGUGAAGAAGUGUGGCGUUCGCUUCGUUUACAAGGACGAUGCACUAGAGUUCUUCCCAAUAUUUGACCGAUUUUUCAGCUCAAAUAUGAAUUUCAAUUUUCUACGUGAAGAAUUUGAGAAAAUCAGCACUGGAUGGUAUCUUACCUAUGAUGGCUCUGACAAUGAUGAAGCAGAAUCAGUGGAAAAGGCAGAGCAACGUUGUUCGAGGAGUUAG
Molecule: messenger RNA, 1642 nt
Organism: Populus trichocarpa (black cottonwood)
Lineage: Eukaryota; Viridiplantae; Streptophyta; Magnoliopsida; Malpighiales; Salicaceae
Product: disease resistance-like protein DSC1
Exons: 1
Coding region: 653-1642 (329 amino acids)
Source: RefSeq, a predicted model, not a curated record